Molecule: messenger RNA, 2325 nt
Organism: Cyphellophora attinorum
Lineage: Eukaryota; Fungi; Ascomycota; Eurotiomycetes; Chaetothyriales; Cyphellophoraceae
Exons: 1
Coding region: 1-2325 (774 amino acids)
Biological process (GO): carbohydrate metabolic process
Source: RefSeq, a predicted model, not a curated record
AUGGUCGGAACCUUCUUCAUCCUCGGAGCAGUGCUCCUUGGCAUGAGGGCGACCGGCGCUCAUCAAUCAGAUGAGAGUCAGCACGCAAUCGGAGGCGGCGGAAAUGGGCCAGUGAGAUCGGUUAUGCAGAGUGCUCACCUAUCCGAUGAACGAAAGGGACCAGCUAGAAACAGCCCUGAGAGCGGAUCGAUGUUUCGCGAUGCAUACGGGAUGCCUAGAGAACAAGGUUGGGACCGGUUCACCAACUUCUCACGGCCACCAGCGUACAACGUUCAAGUUGCAGGACGCAAAUCGAGCCAAUACAGCAAAUCACUGCUCCCUCUGAAGUUUGAACCAUUUCCGCUUGGGUCGGUAAAACCGCUUGGAUGGCAGCGCCAGCAGCUGGAUCUGAUGGCUGAAGGCUUACCAGGAAGAAUGCAUGAGUUCUAUCGCAUGGUCACGGAUGCGCCUUGGAUGGGUGGACAUACGGAGUACUCACCUCUGAAUGAAGCCUACACCUACUACUACGACGGCGUGGUUCCGCUGGCAUAUCUCCUUGAGGAUGAGCGUCUCAUCAGCCAUGUCCUGAAAUCAACCAGGUACAUCCUUGACAACCAGCAGCAUGACGACGGUUGGCUCGGACCUGAGCAGGACACACGACGAAGAAACUUCUGGGGCAGAUAUCCUCUCUUCCUCGGGAUGAUGCAGCUAGCUCAGGCCGAUCCUGGCCAAGAGAAGGAGGUCAUUCGUUCCAUGCAUCGCUUUGUGGACCUCAUGCAUGAGAUGCUGCAGACAGGCUAUGAAGGAUACGUCUGGAAGCCAGGCGCUCUAUUUGACCAGCAGUGGGGCCGAUCGAGAGCCGCCGACAUGAUCUUGGUUCUGCAAUGGCUGUACGAGCAUCAUCCUCACGAAAAUUCUGACAAGCUGCACGAUUGCAUCGUGUGGAUGUACGAAAUGGCCUACGACUGGUCAUACUACUUCCAAGAGGGCGUAUUCCUGAAGCAGAACCUCGAGGACCAUCCCAACGAUCUUCUCGAUUCGCUCUUCCCAUACCUGCAUGUGGUCAACGCAGCUCAGGGUCUAAAGAGUCCAGCUGUGAUGCGUCGACUUACACACGACAACCACCUUGCCGAGAAGGCCCGCAUCGGUGUCGAUUGGACUUUCCGAUACCAUGGCACGCCAUCAGGAGCGAUCUAUGGUGACGAGAGGCAGUCAUCGCAACGACCAUUCCGUGGGACCGAACUAUGCAGUGUCGUCGAAUCGAUGUUCUCGCUGAACUACCUUCACCAAGCACUGGGUGAUGGCUCCUUUGCUGAUCGAUCUGAGGAGGCAGCAUUCAACGCUAUGCCAGCUAUGAUCUUGCCUCAUUGGUGGGCUCACCAGUAUGUCGCUCAGACCAAUCAGCCCGCUAGCCAUGAACUUGGUCGGACACCCUUCUGGAACGUUGGACCAUGGGGUCAGACUUUUGGAACCGAGCCGAACUACCCAUGCUGUGCAGUUCGCUUCAGUACAGGCCUACCAAAAUACAUUGCCUCUUCUUUCGUGCGUGAAGGUCAGGACCAUAUCGUGCACGCCCUGCUUGGACCCGGUGAGCUACAUACCACCCUACACCCAACGUCGAGUAGUGGCAAGGCCGGCAAGAACAAGGUCCAUAUUACUUGCGACACGAACUACCCCUUCACCCACAUCCUCACCUACACCGUUCAUCCGCAUGCGCAUCCCUUCCGCUUCUCGAUCCGUGUGCCCGAAUGGAACAUAGCCGAGCAGGCCGGCAUUCAACUCUUUCACUCGGGCAACUCCUCAAACUCAUCAGUCCUCCCUCUCACUCCCGACGCCCACACCAACCUACACACCCUUCUCCUUCCCGCCAACUCCUCGCCACUCACCAUAAAAGUCUGGUUCGGCGCCUCAGUCCGCAUCGAGCACCACGAAUCCGACACCAUCUCCAUCCACCACGGCGCCCUCCUCUACGCCUACGACAUCCCCGCAGAGUACAGAAGCCGCCCACCCGCACGCUACCAAUCCCCUGGCGAGGCACCCGACAAAGCCAGGGACUGGACCAUCACCCCGGCUGAGCAAUCCUCCGGCAACGACACCGAUGACGGCAGCGCCAUCGACUACGCGUGGUGGGCGCUCGCACUCGACCCCACGACGGCGCGCUUUCACGGGUAUAAGAAUCGCUACGACAAAGCCGGGCCGGGGAAAAAGGAUACUUUCCCGAACCCGAUUUGGGAGAGUGAUGCGCCGCCCGUAGGGAUCAGUGUCUUGGCCUGUCCGAUCGCGGAGUGGGAUCUGAACCCGGAGGCUGGUUGCAUAUGCCGCCCGAGGCGAGGCCAGGAAGUGUAA